Ananas comosus (pineapple) is the source of this 1836-nucleotide messenger RNA. RefSeq names its product acyl-coenzyme A oxidase 4, peroxisomal. NCBI's taxonomy places the organism in Eukaryota, Viridiplantae, Streptophyta, Magnoliopsida, Poales, Bromeliaceae. Gene Ontology annotation, cellular component: peroxisome. Gene Ontology annotation, biological process: fatty acid beta-oxidation. Gene Ontology annotation, molecular function: acyl-CoA dehydrogenase activity; flavin adenine dinucleotide binding. The transcript is spliced from 13 exons. The coding region runs from base 251 to 1543 and encodes 430 amino acids. The record is from RefSeq and is a predicted model, not a curated record.
ACAAGGGUUGAUUCUUCUCAAACACGACAAAAGAAUCGUAAUCCGUGCCGUGACGUCAUCGCCCACUCCGCUUCGUCCUCGUCGUCGUCGUCGUCCUCCUCCUCCUCCUCCUCCUCCUCCUUUCGAGCCCUUAAAGCCUUCUUUUUCCCCAUAUCUUCCUCACUAUCCUUCUCCUCUCACGAAAACCUAAUCCUAGAAGCCGCGAUCCUCUUGUUUCUCCCCGAUCGAUCCAUUUCUCCGAUCCCUUGCCAUGGCGACCGACUCUUCGAAUCGAGGUAUCGGAUUGCCGCCGCUGGAUAUCUCCGCUGCUUUUCCUCAGGCAACACCUGCUUCGAUCUUUCCCCCUUCAGUUUCAGACUAUUAUCAAUUUGAUGAUCUGUUGAAUGAUGAAGAAAAGGCCUUACGGAAAAAAGUUCAAGCGUUUAUGGAGAAAGAAGUUGCUCCCAUAAUGACAGGGUACUGGGAGAAGGCUGAAUUUCCUUUUCAUGUUAUUCCCAAACUUGCUGAACUUGGAAUUGCUGGAGGAACUGUUAAGGGUUAUGGCUGUCCAGGGCUUUCCAUUACUGGAAGUGCUGUUGCCCUGGCUGAAAUGGCUCGGGUUGAUGCUAGCUGCUCCACUUUUAUUUUGGUGCAUUCUUCUUUGGCAAUGCUUACAAUUGCACUAUGUGGAUCGGAAGAACAAAAGCAGAAAUACUUACCUUCAUUGGCCAAACUUCAAACUGUUGCUUGCUGGGCUUUGACUGAGCCAGAUUACGGAAGUGAUGCGAGUUCUUUGAGAACCACAGCAACUAAGGUCUCAGGAGGUUGGCUUAUAGAUGGCCAAAAGCGAUGGAUAGGUAACAGUACAUUUGCAGAUAUUCUUGUUGUUUUUGCUCGGAAUACAAAUACGAACCAAAUUAAUGGAUUUAUUGUGAAGAACGGCAGUGCAGGAUUAGAAGCCACUAAAAUAGAGAACAAAAUUGGUCUUAGGAUGGUUCAGAAUGGUGAUAUUCUUUUUAAUAGAGUAUUUGUCCCUGAUGAAGAUAUGUUACCUGGCAUCAAAUCGUUUCAGGAUACAAGCAAGGUUCUUGCUGUUUCACGUGUAAUGGUUACAUGGCAACCUAUUGGCAUAUCGAUGGGAGUGUUUGACAUAUGUCACAGGUAUCUAAAAGAGAGGAAGCAAUUUGGAGCUCCAUUAGCAGCAUUUCAGCUUAACCAAGAAAAGCUUGUUCGGAUGCUUGGCAACAUUCAAGCUAUGCUUCUUGUUGGCUGGCGCCUUUGCAAGUUGUAUGAAUCUGGGAAAAUGACUCCAGGUCACGCUAGCUUGGGGAAGGCAUGGACUUCGUUGAAGGCGAGAGAGACAGUUUCGCUCGGCCGAGAAUUGCUAGGCGGCAAUGGAAUUUUGGCCGAUUUUCUAGUUGCGAAGGCAUUCUGUGAUCUCGAGCCAAUCUAUUCAUACGAGGGCACCUACGACAUCAACAGCCUGGUGACGGCGAGAGAGAUCACUGGGAUCGCAAGCUUCAAACCUGCAAUGCUGGGAAAAUCAACACGAAGCCGUCUUUAAUCUUAACUGGAUAAUUCAUGCCUUAUUCUUGUUAGAGAAAUCGUUAUAUCCGGUAUACAAAACUAGUUUCAACCGUGUUGUCUCCAAGGGAGCAGAUGAAAGAAUGUAGCACACAGCAGAGUAGGGCAUGGAUUAUACAUGUGUGUUUGAUGUAGCAUCAGAUCAACUUCUUUAAAUUUUAUGUAAGAUCAACUUGUUUAAAUUUAUACAAGCACCACAAAAUAUCUUUGCGGUGGUCGUGGCCAAUAUUAUUUAUCAAACCAGAAUGGAGAGAAUGCGAGAUGAUCUGUUUA